AUUCUGAGCCUAGUUACAGAGGUAAACUGUGGCCAUUUUUUUUCUUUCAUUUAGCCAAAUACAUCCUUGUCAUUAAAAGACCUUUGAAACUGAGUAAAAUGGCUUUGAAACCUCAGUAGAAUAUGCUCGAACUGUCUGGAGAAGGAUUACGGGACAACUACCACAGUAGAAGAGAUGAAAUUGCCCUUAAAAAUCUCCAGUCUGAUGUUACAGAGGCGAAAUCUGACUUCACCAAGGAGACCUUGGCAUCACAAAACACAAAAAUGAUUUCAUCCAUAGUCAUCUCCCAGAUGAUUGAUGAGAAUAAGUCAAGAGAAAACAGGGUCUCCUUGCCCCUACCGUGUGCGAUUGCUCAGUCUCGUGCAUAUCACGCCAAGCAGUCUCUGGCUAACCGCAGCGGAGUCAACAUUCACAGAGCAUUUGCGUUACUUCCGGGCAGAUUAGGAAUCCCAGCACCCUCAGAUGAGCGAGGACCUGAGCCAGAGCUGCCGCCCAAAGAGAAGAGCCCCUGUGGGGGGCCCCACAGAGGGUUUGCAUCCAUCACCAUCACGGCCAGACGCGUGGGCCCCCCAGCCCGCGCCCUGGUGUGGGGGACUGUUGGGGACUCUCUGUGCCCCAAGUGCAGGGCUGAGGAUACACUGUUCCAGGCACCCCCGGCUCUGGCCAAUGGCGCCCAUCCAGGUCGGCAUCAGAGAUCUUUUGCCUGCACAGAGUUCUCCAGAAACAGCUCCGUGGUGCGGCUGAAGGUUCCCGAGGCCCACAUAGGGUUGUGUGAGAGACGCAAGUACUGGGUCACCCAUGAGGAUGACAAAGAGACCAGUUUUUCUCCAGACACCCCACUGUCAGGAAAGAGCCCGCUGGUGUUCAGUUCCUGUGUCCACCUCAGGGUGUCUCAGCAGUGUCCAAAUUCAAUCUAUUACGUAGACAAGUCUCUCUCCAUCCCCAUUGAGCCACCUCAAAAUGCCAGCCCCAAAAUGCACAGAUCCGUCCUGUCGCUCAACCUCAAUUGUAGUUCCCACAGAUUAACAGCAGAUGGAGUAGAUGGCCUAGUGAACAGAGAGCCAAUAAGCGGAGCCCUGAAGCAGGAGCUGGUGGAGGGAGACCAGGACCUCGUAGGCCAGCGCUGGAACCCAGGUUUACAAGAAAGUCACUUGAAGGAAACCCCAUCGUUGGGGCCGGUGCAUUUGGGGACCGGCGCUUGUCCAUGGAGUGGUUCUUUUCCAUUGGAAAACACAGAAUUGGCAAAUGUGGGAGCUAACCAAGUCACUGUAAGAAAAGGAGAAAAGGACCAUACAACUCACUGUCAUGCCAGCGGUCGUGCCAACAAACUGUCCAUUCACAUUCCUGGCUGGAGUUACAGGGCAGCAUGCAACCUGCAGAAGAAUGCCUUUCCCUCCACUGCAGGACACAACAUGCAGAAGAAUGCCUUCCCCGCCUCUGCAGCAUUCAACUUGGAGAAGAAUGCCUUCCCCGCCUCUGCAGCAGGCAACAUGCAGAAGAACACCUUCCUUCCCCUCUGCAGCAGCCUCUCUCUUGCCAAAAGGAGACAGCAAAGGAGAGUGCUCAACUCACCUGCAGGCGCCCAUGCAGAGUGGGUGUUCAACAGACACCCAAGCCUGCCAAUGUCUCUUAACUGGUUUCCAGUUAGAUGCUGUGGUUAUGGAGCUUGCUGGAAAAGAACCCAGGUGAAAGGAAGAGUACACACAAAAGUAUUUUAUGGAAGCAGCAAGAGGCAACAAGAAGUAUGCAUGACUGUGUCUGCUCCUCCAGUGGAACAGAAGCCCACUAGACAUUUCCUUACCAUUGGGGAUAGCUCUCCAAGCGAUGACUGUCUGUCUAGAGACCUUUCUGAGCCCACAGAGAGACGACAUCCAAGCUUCCUGAAACCCAGAAUCCUUUUUCCUGGGUUUCUUUGCCCCUUACAAGAUGUAUGUGCAUCUCCGCAGGAAGACAAUGGUGUUCAGAUAGAAAGCAAGUUCCCCAAAGGAGAUUACACAUGCUGUGACUUGGUUGUAAAAAUAAAGGAAUGUAAGAAGAGUGAGGACCCCACCACGCCUGAGCCCUCCCCAGCAGCACCCUCACCAGCACCCCCCGACGGAGCAGGGAGCCCUGGCCUGUCCGAAGACUGUUCUGAGCCUCAGCAAACGCCUGCAAGAUCUUUGACCUUGCAAGAAGCACUGGAAAUUCGUAAGCCCCAAUUCAUUUCUCGCUCACAAGAACGGCUGAAAAAGCUUGAACACAUGGUCCAGCAGAGGAAAGCCCAGCGGAAGGAGGACCUGAGGCAGAAGCAGAGCCUCCUUCCCAUCCGCACCAGCAAGAAGCAGUUCACGAUUCCCCAUCCUCUGAGUGAUAACUUGUUCAAACCCAAAGAACGGUGCAUUUCAGAGAAGGAGAUGCAUAUGCGAUCUAAGAGAAUCUAUAAUAACUUGCCGGAAGUUAAAAAGAAAAAAGAAGAACAAAGGAAAAGGGUGAUCUUACAAAGUAACAGACUCCGUGCCGAAGUCUUCAAAAAGCAAUUACUAGACCAGCUCCUUCAAAGGAAUGCGGUCUAACUGCAGGCUGCCCUGCUGACCACACUACCUGGACCUGGGAGGACUUCAAAUGCUGGAUAAGCCAUUAAACUUAGCAUUAUCUUCAUGAUGGGAAAACACUUAUUUUACUUUCGAUUUUUUUUUUCCAUAAAGGAAAACAUCACUUCCUGAAUUACUGACCCAAGCCAAACAGAAACAAUAACCCUCGAGAAAAUAGGUCAACAAUCUGUUGUGGGGAAACCACCUCCAUGUAACCCACUGGAUACAGUCCCCUUAAUGUUUUUUCUUCUAAAUUGUACCUUUUGCUUCUGAUUUCUUCUCCCUUGCUGUUUCCUGCCCAUCAGAGAGGCCUCAUACAAGCAAGUUUGUUUACAUCCCUGGGGAAUCUUUUACAAUCAAACUUUUGGGAUCCAAAUCCAUCUCCUUUUAAAUUUCAAUCUCAACACCUGCCAGUUAUGCAAAUGCCAAAAUGUGGGUCAUCAUAUAGUACAUUUUAAACCUUUCUGAACAUGUGCACCACCCAAUACUAGAGGCUGACUUGGAAACCAGUGGGUGCAAUGCCCGAGGCUGUGGAACAAUCAGCCCAUCUCUUUGUGACCUGGAGCAGUCAGAGUGGCCCUCAGUCACCCCGCCCCAUUCCUCACCAGAGAAAAGAAUCCAUUUCUAUGGAAGCUCUGACAUAACUUCAGUGUUUUCUACAACACUCCUCCUGCCCCACUCCAUAAAAAAAGUUGUUUUGUUAAGAAAUAGCCUAAUGGUCCAACUUCGCUCUCUGUUCUUCCAAAUAUUUAUAAUAUACAUUAUUUAUAAAUAUGUGUGUUUCGGAAGCUAAGAACAAGCUAGUUGUUACAACACAAAUGGAAAUAAAUGCAAUUAUUAUAAAAAUUCAAGUAUUUCUCUGUUAUAUAUUCUGUUAUGAAGUAGGUGGCCAGGAUAGAUAACAUAAGGUAUAAAAUGCUGCCCAAGACCCAGCAGGCACCACUGACCUGCUCCACAUCCUCUUCUGCC
Messenger RNA from Pongo pygmaeus (Bornean orangutan), 3539 nucleotides. RefSeq names its product chromosome 8 C10orf90 homolog (gene C8H10orf90). Gene Ontology annotation, molecular function: microtubule binding. The record is from RefSeq and is a predicted model, not a curated record. NCBI's taxonomy places the organism in Eukaryota, Metazoa, Chordata, Mammalia, Primates, Hominidae. Gene Ontology annotation, cellular component: centrosome; centriole; cytosol. The transcript is spliced from 10 exons. Bases 123 to 2552 code for a protein of 809 amino acids. Gene Ontology annotation, biological process: regulation of centriole replication.